CUUUGUCCACUCCUUUAAUGCUUUAGUUUUAGGUAGGCAUCGAUAUAGGGACAGAAAAUGCUUUUGUUUCCACAGACUCUGCAUUCGUCUUCCAGAGCAACGGUGAUGAAUCUCUUCAUUUUCGUACCAGUGUGUGUUUUACAGCAUGGUGUGUCUGGUGCAGACAGUGUUUCAGUGUCAGUGAUGGAGGGAGAUUCAGUCACUCUACACACUGAUGUUAAAACAAGCCAGCAAGAAAAGAUUAAAUGGUAUUUUAAUGACGUUCGCAUCGCUCAAAUCAGUGACUAUUUCAGUAAGACCUGUACAGAUGUUCAGUGUAAUGAAGGUACUGAGAGAUUCAGAGACAGACUGGUGCUGGAUCAUCAGACUGGAUCUCUGACCAUCACAAACAUCAACACCACAGAUUCUGGACUCUAUCAUCUAAAGAUCAUCAGCAGCAACAGCAUCAGUGAAAAGAUCUUUAGUAUCAUUGUCCACGAUGUUCCUGGUGCAGAGCUGAAUAAAAUGCAGGACAAGUCCGUGAAGGAGGGAGAAUCUGUUACUUUAGAUCCUGCUGUAAUGAAAAACCCUGACGAUUUGAUGACUUGGUACUUCAAUGACACUUUCAUAGCAAAAAUCAAGGGUGAUCCCAGUAAGAUCUGUAGAGAUGAUCAAUGUGAAGAUGCUGAUGAGAGAUUCAGAGACAGACUGAAGCUGGAUCAUCAGACCGGAUCUCUGACUAUCAUGAACUCCAGAACCACAGACUCUGGACUCUAUCAUCUCGAGAUCAUCACCAACAGCAGCAGCAUCCGUCGACGCCACAUUAUCAGCAUCUUCAGUGAAAAGAGCUUCAGUGCUCCUGUCAAUGAUUUUCUUGUGUAUUUUAUUUGCUAUACUGGCAGUAUGCUGUCUGCUAUUUGUUGCAGGUGUAACAGGAGGCUGGUGUAGAAAACGUACCUAUAAAACAAGCACACCCCGCAUUCCUCAUUAAAUAAUCUGGUAUUUUCACCUUUCAC
Cyprinus carpio (common carp) is the source of this 995-nucleotide messenger RNA. RefSeq lists its product as uncharacterized. The record is from RefSeq and is a predicted model, not a curated record. Lineage: Eukaryota; Metazoa; Chordata; Actinopteri; Cypriniformes; Cyprinidae.